GCGCAGCAUGCAAAAGGCGAAGGUGACUGAUGAGCCCGUGGAAGGUGAUCGAGCUGGACGGCAGAGGAAAGGAGGAGCUGGCAGCAGCGUUGACGACGGAGAAGAGCACCAGCGGACCUCAUGGACAGCGCACGUGCAAACUCGCGAUGGCUCCAACGGAAGACGCUGUGGAAGAGGAUAGAGCGGGAUGGGCAGAGGAGAGGAUGAGGGAGGAGAAGAGAGGAGGCGAACGCACUACACCAUGGAAGACGAUCGAGCGGAAUUCGUUUGCCGUCCACGGCGCGGCACAGAGCGGGAUGGUGACGGAGCGGGAAAGCUUUGACAAUUGCGGGAUGAAGAUGUCUGCGGUGGAGGAGAGCGGCAAGGUCGACGAGGAGGAGGUGGAGAAGAGGGGCAAGGUCGACGACGAAGAGGAGGACAUAGAGAAGACUGGAGGAGAGGAGGUGGGCUUUUUAAACGUGGCACCAUGUGGCACCCGUGAAGACGAGUAAGCGGAGGAGAAGUGGGGGCGCCUUGACGAGGAGGAUGAGUGGGAGGACUUGGACAAGGAGGACGAUAAAGAGAUGGAGAUGGC
Chara braunii is the source of this 574-nucleotide messenger RNA. The record is from the annotation of a GenBank genome assembly. Lineage: Eukaryota; Viridiplantae; Streptophyta; Charophyceae; Charales; Characeae.